CGGGCUGCAGCUGCAGGAGCUGAGCCUGCACAGCUGCCGGGACCUCUCCACAGAGGCUGUGGCCGCCCUUUGCCACCAGCAACCAGGCCUUACCUCCCUGGACCUCCGCGGCUGCUCAGAACUGGCUGAUGGGGCACUCUUGGCUGUGAGCCAGGGCCUGCGGUGCCUGUGGCACCUGAGCCUGAGGAAGCUGCAGCGGCUGACGGAUGCGAGAUGCUCAGCCCUAGGGGGCCUGCGGGAGCUGCAGAGCCUCGACAUGGGCGAGUGCUGCCUGGUGAGAGGGCGGGAAUUGGCCCAGGCCCUGGGCUUGGUGUGCGGAGCUCCACACCCACUGGCCUCCCUCAGCCUGGCCUACUGCUCCUCACUCAAGGAUGCCUCAGUGCUCUCCCUGAUGUCAGCGCUAAGCCCAAGCCUCAGGGUGCUAGACUUAUCCUCCUGCAUGGCCCUCACCAACCGGACCGUGCAGGCCAUCUGCACCUACCUCACCCACCUGUCAGUCCCGCGCCUGGCCUGGUGCAAGGAGCUCCGUGACCGGGGGCUUCUGGGCUUGGGGCAACCAAGUGAGGAGACUCUGCAGGGGCUGCAGCCUCCCCGAGAGCUGGGCAUCGGGCCUCCAGCCCCAAAAGGACCCUUCUCCCUGGCCACAGGUCCCGCCCCGCUCACGCUGCAGACCCUACGGGACUUGGACCUCACAGCCUGCAGCAAGCUGACUGAUGCCAGUUUGACCAAGGUGCUCCAGGUCCCCCAGCUGAGGCGACUGUCACUGAGCCUGUUGCCAGCACUCACAGACAAGGGCUUGCUGGCUGCGGCCAGAGGCUGCCCCAGCGUGGAGCGCUUGGUGCUGAGUCACUGCAGCCGCCUCAGCGACGAGGGCUGGGCCCAGGCAGCCGGCUCCCGGCCGAGGCUGCAGCACCUCCACCUGUCCAGGUGCAGUCAGCUCGCGGAGCAAACGCUGGGUUCCACCGGGCAGGCAUGCAAGCAGCUCCGGAUGGUAGAUGUGGCCAUGUGUCCUGGCAUCAGCAUGGCUUCCAUCAGGCACUUCCAAGCCCAACUGCCUGAGGUGACUUGCGUCCAGUCCCGCUUCGUGGGAGGGGCUGACCUGACCCUAACACUCUGA
Messenger RNA from Eubalaena glacialis (North Atlantic right whale), 1117 nucleotides. Its product is annotated as leucine-rich repeat-containing protein 29-like. Gene Ontology annotation, cellular component: SCF ubiquitin ligase complex. Gene Ontology annotation, biological process: SCF-dependent proteasomal ubiquitin-dependent protein catabolic process. The record is from RefSeq and is a predicted model, not a curated record. Lineage: Eukaryota; Metazoa; Chordata; Mammalia; Artiodactyla; Balaenidae.